Molecule: messenger RNA, 449 nt
Organism: Periconia digitata
Lineage: Eukaryota; Fungi; Ascomycota; Dothideomycetes; Pleosporales; Periconiaceae
Source: the annotation of a GenBank genome assembly
CUUCUGCCGAGAGCUGGAUUGUGAUAGCCCCAUGCUGAAGGAGGCAUCCUUGCUACUGACAACAGUAUCACUUCUUCAACAAGAUACUUGUGGCCCAGGUCUCGCUCUUGUUGGGUUACCCUGCUGCGACUGCAGCUUAAUUCGAUGGCUUAGGCACGUCAUUUUCGGAACUUACCUGCGCAUAUGCUGGUCCAGCAAUCGUCAGCAUGGCAAACCUCACUUGCACCGCCCCGAUAAACCCCAACGACCAUUCGAGCCAUGGUGCUCAUCACGGCCACGGGUCUCCCUCCACCAUAGUCACGAAGCCAUCAUGCUGGGCCGACGACAAUGCUUUCCUACCCACUUUGGCUUACUGCAUCAACACACGAUGCAAGUCUGUAUCCGUUGUUGCAGUUGAGCGAUACUGGAAGGAGCAGGUGCCGGUCGACCCGUCCGUCCCUCCGGAAUGA